This is a messenger RNA of Uranotaenia lowii, 1100 nucleotides long. Its product is annotated as keratin, type I cytoskeletal 9-like. The record is from RefSeq and is a predicted model, not a curated record. Lineage: Eukaryota; Metazoa; Arthropoda; Insecta; Diptera; Culicidae. The transcript has 2 exons. The coding region runs from base 119 to 1048 and encodes 309 amino acids.
CGUCGAUCGUAACUAAUCAGAAAGAUAGUACCUUUCCUUUCGACUUACAAGUCGACGUUUUCACGCUUGGCUCAGUUAGUACUCGAUCGGAUUUAAGCGUUAAAGGACGUGCUCCACGAUGAGAAAUCUAUUACGUUACACCAUUCUGAUUGCACUUGUUGCAUUCGGAACAUCAAGUGUGGUUCCCCUAAGGCGGCAAGUAAGAAAUGUUGGAGGCGGAAGUAGUAGUGGAUCGACGGCCGGAUCACAAUCUUCCAGUGGCGGUGCUGGCGGACACAGCGGAAGUUCGGCCAAUGCUGGAUCACAAUCGUUCGGUUUUAUGCCACAUGGAUUCCCGCAGCAGGGACAGCAGUUCGGUCACAUGCCACAGUUCAACUUUGGCCAGCUGCCUCAGUUUGGACAGUUCCCGGCCGGAGGAUUCGUAGGCAGUGGAAGCAGUUCCUCGUCUAGUUCGUUCUCUCAGAGUGGUCACGGUGAAUCGAAAUCUGGCUCUGAGGCUGGUUCACAAUCUUUCUCCGGCGGCCACGGAGGACACAGCGGUUCGGGAUCUAGCGCUGGCUCGCAGUCCUUCUCCGCAGACGGUCAUCACGGAGGCCAUGGAGGCAGUCAAUCAGGUUCCCAGGCUGGAUCCCAAUCGUUCACUGGUGGCCAGGAACAUGGUAGUCAUGGAGCAGUGGGUUCUUCUAGCGGUGCUGGAUCUCAAUCCGAAUCUUCCGGAGGACACGGAGGUCACGGAGGUGGAUCGUCGAGUGGCUCCCAAGCGGGUUCUCAAUCUUCGACCCAGGGUGGACACCAUGGAGGUCACGGAGGUGGAUCGUCAAGUGGCGCUCAGGCCGGUUCGCAGUCCACUAGUCAAGGUGGUCAUGGAGGUGGACAUGGAGGUGGUGGACAUGGUGGACACGGAGCCGCUCCUCACGGUUCCCAGGGACCUCACAAAACGGAAUACAGCCAACAGGGUGACGGUUUCGGAGUUCGCGUCAGCACUGAUGAAUCGUCCGACGGUAACACAAAGAAGACUGAAUCUGAGGCUUGGGUUUGGCAAAACUAACCAAAUGAGUAAUAAAAUUCACCAGAAAUAAUUCCUGUACAAAUGACAAGAA